Molecule: messenger RNA, 972 nt
Organism: Nematocida homosporus
Lineage: Eukaryota; Fungi; Microsporidia
Exons: 1
Coding region: 1-972 (323 amino acids)
Biological process (GO): L-histidine biosynthetic process
Molecular function (GO): phosphoric ester hydrolase activity
Source: RefSeq, a predicted model, not a curated record
AUGUUUAAUGAUAUCUUUCUUGUUGCCAUGGAAGCUGUAUGCUAUGCCUCUUUUUUGGCCCACGGCGCCCAAGAUAUGUCUUUCUUUGCCAAGUCAGAUUCUUCAGUAGUCACUGUAUACGACAUUGCAAUUCAGAUUCUUCUGUGCUCGGCUUUAGCCAAGUAUGAUCUAGAUCUGGUGGCCGAGGAAGACGACUCUGACCUCUACCAAGAAGUAUUUCGGGCAUUAACCCAAGUGAAUUCUAGCUCGGCAUUGCAACACAUUGCUUCCUUCUUCCAAACCCACAACCUCAUCCCUUCAGCCUUGCCUUCACACCCACGGCGGACUAUUUCUUCUUCUGAGCGGCUGUCGAUUGUUAUUGAUCCGAUUGACGGGACUCGUGGCUUUAUUAAUCGCCGCUCCUUUUCGAUUGUGGUGUGUGCUCUUUACAAGCAUGCGCCUGUCUUUUCAAUUAUCGCGGACCCCAGGGCUUUAGAAGUCUUCUACUGCACUAAUCUCCCUGAAUACCCACACCGGGCGUUGGCCACACGAUUUGCCAUGGCCGCACAGCCAGCCGAAACAAUGUCCUCUUUUCGCAACUCUCUAAACCUGCGCGUGGCCUACUCGGCAGAACCUGAGCACUCAGGCACUCUGCUUGAACAGUUUCUUACCCAGCUGGCCAAACACUUUCCCAUUACCCGAAUGCCUCUAGACGGCCAGUGCAAGUAUGCAUACCUGGGGGUGCGCCGUGUCGACCUGUUCAUUCGCUUGCCAAGCACCCGGUUUACCGAAAAGAUAUGGGAUCAUGCUGCGGGCCUGCACAUGGCAUCGUUUUGUCGAGUUACUGAUGCGUUUGGCCAGUCGUUUACCUCAGAAAGUCCACCUGCUUAUGGGGUUAUUGCUGCCACUGUAUCCAAAAUUCAUCACAUAUCAUUAGCAAUUAUCACUGAUCUUUUCAAAACUAGUAAUUUUUCCUAUCUUUGUACCCCAUGA